UUUCAAGGUUGACCGAGAGGUUUGUGAAUGGGGUAGAUAUAUUAAUGGACACGUUCUGGAGAAUAUGGACUGAUUUGUUAGAUGUUCUUGGAAUUGAUGCCUCCAACUUGACUCAUUAUUUCAGCCCAGCAGCAAUUGCCAACAACCCGACACGUGCUCUUCUGCUGAUUGGUGCCAUUUUACUUGCCUAUUGGUUUUUAUCUCUCUUCCUUGGAUUCUUCUUCUAUCUCCUGCACAUGCUGUUUGGUCGCUUUUUCUGGAUUGCGAGGGUUGCCCUUUUCACUCUCUCAUGCGUGUACAUCCUCCAGAAGUAUGAAGGUGACCCAGAACACGCAGUCCUGCCUCUCUGUUUUGUUGUAGCAGUCUACUUCAUGACGGGGCCAGUUGGAUUUUACUGGAGAAGAAACAGCAACAGCAGCCUUGAGGAGAAGAUGGACCACCUCGAUAGUCAGAUCAGACUUCUGAACAUACGCCUUUCGAGGGUGAUUGAAAACCUGGACAGAGGCAGUGACCAAUGAACCAACCCCUACAGACCACUGUACACCAGCUCUAGAAAAUUCCUAAGCACUGUCUCAUUUGAAGUUACAAAGCAACAAAACAUCACAUGGUAAAAAGUGUGCAAAGUUAUAACUUUUCAUCAUGUGUAAGACUAAUUUAUCUAGAUUAUACACUCAGCCAUUAUACUUGUAGGAAAGAAGAAACAUUUACAAAAUUCAGCUGUAUAUUCAGAGAGUUUUAUCCAGUACUAGAAUUUUCUCAGUAGAUAAACGCUUACUUUUACAAGCAUUUAAAAAAUCUUUUAUAAAAGUUUUUAUAAAAGCAAAUUGAGUAGUCUUUCAAAUAUUGAAAUUAAGCUAAACAUAUGCAAAUUUGACACUUAAAAAGUUAAAAAG
Molecule: messenger RNA, 893 nt
Organism: Phaethon lepturus (White-tailed tropicbird)
Lineage: Eukaryota; Metazoa; Chordata; Aves; Phaethontiformes; Phaethontidae
Gene: BRI3BP
Product: BRI3 binding protein
Exons: 2
Coding region: 45-518 (157 amino acids)
Cellular component (GO): mitochondrion
Source: RefSeq, a predicted model, not a curated record